GAAGCAGAGAAAGAAACAGGAAGGAGCUCCAUUAAGACUUCCUCUCUGUUCAAACACAACCCCGAAAUACCUGAGCUGCUCAGACCGACCGUCUGUCAGCUGAAGGAGAAAAUCUUCACCUCCGAAUCAUUUUCAGACCUGCAGCUGCAUCCUCACCUGGUGGCGACACUGAACAAAGUCCUGAAUGUUUCCACACUGACCAGCGUUCAGAAACAGACGAUUCCCGUUCUCAUGUCCGGAUCAGACGCUGUCGUCCGAUCUCAGACGGGUUCAGGGAAAACUCUGUGUUACGCUGUUCCGGUGGUUCAGAGUCUGCAGAAGAUUCAGCCCAAAGUGCAACGCUCAGACGGUCCUCUGGCUGUCGUCAUCGUCCCCACCAGAGAGUUGGCUCAGCAGACCUUCCUGACUUUCCAGAAGCUCGUGAAGCCGUUUACCUGGAUCGUCCCUGGUGUUCUGAUGGGAGGAGAGAAGAGGAAGGCAGAGAAGGCCAGGCUCCGUAAAGGCAUCAACAUCCUGGUUUCCACUCCUGGACGUCUGGUGGAUCACAUCAAAAACACCCUGAGCAUCGCAUUCAGUGCCGUCCGCUGGCUCAUCCUGGACGAGGCCGACCGGACGUUGGACCUGGGCUUUGAGAAGGAUCUAACCGUCAUAUUAAACAGUCUGAACUCCACCGGACCGAGCAGACAGAACGUCCUGCUGUCUGCUACACUAACACAAGGUGUGACUCGGUUAGCGGACGUGUGUCUCAACGAGCCGGUCAGCAUCCACGUGUCCGGUCCCGCCUCCUCUGACCUCACCGCCGCCGCCGCCGUGACCUCUGACCUCGGCCCAGCCGGCCAAUCAGAGAGCUUUGCUGUGCCGGAGGCUCUGAAGCAGUUUGUGGUUGUUGUUCCCAGUAAGAUCAGACUGGUCUGUCUGGCUGCUUUCAUACUGGACAAGUGCAAGUUCUCUCAGGAGAACAAACUGAUCGUGUUCGUUUCGAGCUGCGAGGCCGUUGAGUUCCUCCACUCUCUCUUCUCCUCCGUCCUCUGCGGGCCGUCGGCCAAUCGCGGGGCUCCGCUCGAGUUCCUGCGUCUCCACGGUAACAUGAAGCAAGAGGAGCGCUCAGAGGUUUUCCAGAAGUUCUCAGUGUCUCGGUCCGGAGUUCUGCUCUGUACGGACGUAGCAGCCAGAGGUCUGGACCUGCCGCAGGUCACCUGGAUCGUCCAGUACACUCCUCCUUCAGCAGCAGCAGAGUACGUUCACCGUGUCGGUCGAACCGCUCGUAUCGGAGGAAAAGGAAGCGGCCUCCUCUUCCUCACUCCCGCUGAGACCGCCUACAUCACGGAGCUGGCCAAUCACAACAUCAGCCUAUCAGAGAUGAAGCUGUUGGAAAUCCUGUCCAGUCUGAUGAUGGACGACACCUACAAGGGGCGGGGCAAAUACCACAGCAAGAGUUCAUCUAAAGCUCUGGAGCAGGAGACCAGAGAGAGAGCGACCGUCCUGCAGACUGAGUUUGAGAACUUUGUUCAUGCUGAUUCUGAGUCAGUGCAGACGGCAAAGAAAGCUCUGCAGUCCUUCCUCAGAGCGUACACUGCGUACCCCUCUCAGCUCAAACACAUCUUCCACAUCCGUUCCCUCCACCUGGGUCACACCGCUAAGAGCUUCGGCCUCAGAGACGCUCCGCAGGGUCUGAACCAGAACCAGAAGAAGAACCAGAACAAGUCAAACAAGCAGACGGCCGGAGAGAAGAAGUUCUCUCCUGGUCAGAGGAGGCCCAACCUGUUCCGCUCUGAGUUCUCCAGCGGGUUGGAGGAAGGAAACGCCAAGAAAAAGAAGAAUAAGAAGAGAAAGAAGACAGUUUAUGAUUCAGGCGAGGAAGAGGAGGAGUAGAG
Molecule: messenger RNA, 1874 nt
Organism: Scomber scombrus (Atlantic mackerel)
Lineage: Eukaryota; Metazoa; Chordata; Actinopteri; Scombriformes; Scombridae
Gene: ddx31
Product: DEAD (Asp-Glu-Ala-Asp) box polypeptide 31
Exons: 18
Biological process (GO): ribosome biogenesis
Cellular component (GO): nucleus
Molecular function (GO): nucleic acid binding; ATP binding; RNA helicase activity
Source: RefSeq, a predicted model, not a curated record